GUAAAUAAUUUUAAUUUGACAUAAAGCGUGCACUGAAAAAGUAGAAAUUUAAAACUACUAGAAAUUGUUGAUGUAAUAAAAGUUAUUAUUUAUACGAGGCAUAAAUAUGGCUGAAACUAAUACACGAUCCGCUGUUAGAUUAUUCGAUUUAAGCUUGGAGUACCCUGUAUUCAGGGCCAACUUCUCCAAUACCACAGGUUUUCCAACACCAGGACAGUAUAAUCCAAUUUAUAUUCUUACCGGUGUCUUUGGUUUGCUGUUCAUUUUAUUACCAUUAUUCGUACGGAGAUCUCCCAAUAAAGUUAUUAUAAGAUGCAGUAUUAUGCUGUCUAUAUUCUGCAUAUGGAUCUUCUGGGUAACCGUUUACAUCGGGCAGAUGAAUCCAAUAAUGGGUCCGCGCAUGCACAACACUACUGUGGCUUGGAUUGCUCAUGCAAAGGGAAAUCCACUAAAAGCUUCCGCCUUAAAGGAGGAGAUUCCCGAUUAUUGGUCACAGGAGUCUGGCAAUUAAGUUUUCAUCUUUAAUUUUAAUGUAGACUUAAUUACAAUAAAACUCUAGAAGACA
Papilio polytes (common Mormon) is the source of this 565-nucleotide messenger RNA. RefSeq names its product V-type proton ATPase subunit e 2-like. The record is from RefSeq and is a predicted model, not a curated record. NCBI's taxonomy places the organism in Eukaryota, Metazoa, Arthropoda, Insecta, Lepidoptera, Papilionidae. Gene Ontology annotation, biological process: proton transmembrane transport. Gene Ontology annotation, molecular function: proton-transporting ATPase activity, rotational mechanism. The transcript has 5 exons. Bases 107 to 511 code for a protein of 134 amino acids. Gene Ontology annotation, cellular component: proton-transporting V-type ATPase, V0 domain; plasma membrane proton-transporting V-type ATPase complex.